UCCCUCUCUCUCCCCUCCUUCCAGGCACUUGCAGCCAAUGCGGGCACAGGUUUUGCCGUAGCGGAGCCUCAGGUGGCCAUGUUCUGUGGGAAGCUCAACAUGCACGUAAACAUCCAGACAGGACGCUGGGAACCGGACCCUUCCGGGCUGAAGAGCUGUGUAGGAACCAAAGAGGGCGUGCUGCGCUACUGUCAGGAGAUGUACCCUGAGCUCCAGAUCACUAACGUGGUGGAGGCCAACCAGCCAAUCAGGAUUGAGAACUGGUGCAAGAAGGAGAAGAAGCUGUGUAAAGGCCACGCCCACAUCGUGGUGCCUUACAAAUGUUUAGUGGGGGAGUUUGUGAGUGACGUGCUGCUGGUUCCUGAGAAGUGCAGGUUCUUCCACAAGGAGAGGAUGGACAUGUGUGUCAGUCACCAACAGUGGCACGGGGUGGCCGAGGAGGCCUGUUCCAAGGGGACCAUGGUCCUUCACAGCUAUGGCAUGUUACUGCCCUGUGGCAUUGAUAAGUUCCAUGGUACAGAGUAUGUAUGCUGCCCCUCCCCUGGGGAACCCUCCCUGCCCGCCAUGCCCUCCCAGGAGGAAGAAGAAGAAGAUGAAGAGGAGGAUGAAGAGGUGGAGGAGACGGCACUGGAUCAGGAUGAUCUUGUAGAGAAGGAGAGCGAGGCCCCAGCUGAUGAGCAGCCCACCACUCAGAAAGAGGAGCCAUUGGAUGAGGAAGAUGAAGAUGAGGAAGAAUACCACUAUGUGUAUGAAGAUGAGGAGGCCGACAGAGAGGAAGAGGAGGAGGAGGAGGAGAAGAAAGAGAGGGAUAGUGUUCCAGAGAGCCAGGAUGAAGACAAGACCCUGACAGAGGUCAAAGUGGUGUGCACCCUGGAGGCUGAGACCGGCCCCUGCCGUGCCUCCAUGGCCCGCUGGCACUUCGAUAUGACAACCAGGAAGUGCGUCCGCUUCGUGUAUGGGGGCUGCGCUGGAAACCGCAACAACUUUGACUCUGAGGAAUACUGCAUGGCCGUGUGCAAACGCCUUAGUAAUGCCCCCACCCCUCAGCCCACUGACGAUGUUGACGUGUACUUUGAGACGCCCGCUGAUGACAAGGAGCAUACACGCUUCCAGAAGGCCAAGGAGCAGCUGGAGAUCAGGCACCGUAACCGAAUGGAGAGGGUGAGAAAGGAGUGGGAGGAGGCAGAGCGUCAGGCUAAGGAGCUUCCUAAGGCUGAGAGACAGACUCUGAUCCAGCACUUCCAGGCCACAGUAGAGUCUCUGGAAGAGGAGGCAGCCAGUGAAAAGCAGCAGCUGGUUGAGACCCACCUGGCUCGGGUAGAGGCCAUGCUCAACGACCGCCGCCGCCUGGCGCUGGAGAACUACCUAGCCGCCCUGCAGGCUGACCCACCGAGGCCCCACCGUAUCCUGCAGGCUCUGAGGCGGUAUGUGCGCGCGGAGAACAAGGACCGUCAGCACACCAUCCGCCACUACCAACACGUACUGGCUGUCGAUCCUGAGAAGGCUGCCCAGAUGAAGUCCCAGGUGAUGACCCACCUACGUGUGAUCGAGGAGAGGAUGAACCAGAGUCUGUCUCUGCUCUACAAGGUUCCCUACGUCGCCGAGGAGAUCCAGGAUGAGAUUGAUGAGUUGCUUCAGGAGCAGAGGGCAGACAUGGACCAGUUCCUGUCGUCUAUCUCAGAGUCUCAGCCGGACGUUACCGUGUCAUCAGAGGAGAGUGUGGAGCUUCCUGUCUCCGAAGGGAAACCCUACCGCCCCUUCCAGGUCACCUCCCUGGGGUCGCGACCUGAACCAGAGGGUUCAGGGAUGUACGGCCAGGACGGGCUGAUCGGAGCCGAGGAGAGGAUCAUCAACAGCAAGCCCAAGAUCAACAACAACAUGGUGGUUGAUGAGACUCUGGAUGUAAAGGAAGUGAUAUACAGUGCUGAGAGAGUCAGCGUUAUGCAUGGUGAUGAGCUGGAAUCCUACCGUCCUCUGGGUGAGGACUUCAGCUUCGGGAGCUCUGCUCUGAUUGGGCUGUUGGUGAUAGCGGUGGCCAUAGCAAUGGUGAUAGUGAUCAGCCUGGUUAUUCUGAGGAAGAGGCAGUACGGAACCAUCAGCCACGGCAUUGUGGAGGUUGACCCCAUGCUGACCCCAGAGGAGCGCCACCUCAGCAAGAUGCAGAACCACGGCUACGAGAACCCCACCUACAAAUACCUGGAACAGAUGCAGAUCUAGGAUUCGCUGUGGCACCGAGCAGAGAGGAGGGGCCAACAUACUACUGACCAAUAACAAAAAAAUACUCUCCUCAGAAAUCAUUUGCGUAAUUACAUCAGAUCACAAUACAUAUACGGAUUUGUUUCAAACCGAUCCUUGAAGAAUAAUGCUAAAACUACUGCUACCAUUGUACUUUCCAGCUCCCUUUGAAUCUUGGGGUUUCUUUUAAAAGGGUGAUGUACGUAAUCUCUACGUUUUAUAUAAUAUGUGAUUUAAUAAUUAAUUAUUACUCUCUGAAGAUUUAAGAUGUGUUGUUUUUUUAAAUUUGAUUUGUUGUUGUUGUUUUUAAAAAACAUGCAACAAAGGUAAGAAACCAAGCAACGCCAUUGUUGACUAUAAAUGUAUCUCAUCAUCAGACAACAAGGAGAACACUAACAUUUUGUUUCCCAUCGUAUCAGUGUCCCAAAACCUUCUGACGGUCUUCUCAGAAUAACAAAGUUGUUGUUGGUUUCUUUUUCAAUAGAUUGCUUGUAUAUGAAGGUUCUUUGUACCUAUUUAAUGAUGUAUAGUGAAACUACAAAUGAGGAAAAAGAAUGAAAACAAAAUCAUGAAUUCAGUUACUUUCUAUUCUUUGUUAUGAUUACAAACAAAAUAUACAUAAACAGUUUAAAAAUAUAUAUAUAUAUAUAUAAGUAGCUGUUUUUAUUCCACCAGGGAAGAGAGGCUGAAACUGGGAUGGUGG
Molecule: messenger RNA, 2938 nt
Organism: Oncorhynchus tshawytscha (Chinook salmon)
Lineage: Eukaryota; Metazoa; Chordata; Actinopteri; Salmoniformes; Salmonidae
Gene: aplp2
Product: amyloid beta (A4) precursor-like protein 2
Exons: 16
Coding region: 79-2217 (712 amino acids)
Biological process (GO): central nervous system development; axonogenesis
Cellular component (GO): membrane
Molecular function (GO): serine-type endopeptidase inhibitor activity; heparin binding; transition metal ion binding
Source: RefSeq, a predicted model, not a curated record